This is a messenger RNA of Haemonchus placei, 507 nucleotides long. The record is from the annotation of a GenBank genome assembly. NCBI's taxonomy places the organism in Eukaryota, Metazoa, Nematoda, Chromadorea, Rhabditida, Trichostrongylidae.
UGGGAAGUUUUGCCUCAUUUGUCGUUUUCAUCAUACGUCGUCUCUCCUAUAUGUUGGAGCUCCUACUUUCCUCCACUAACGUUCCGCUCAUUUCUAUCGCAUUAUUUGCCGGCAUCGGGAGCAAUCUCUCAUACGCUUUUCGCCGUCCACAUCUUCAAUCCCUCGUUCGUAUCGAGAGUGUUUACGGUCGGGGACUUGGCGGUCAGUAACACAAUACUGUUUACUGCGAAUAUCGGUCUUGGUUUCUACGUCUACUAUCGACACCAUCUUCACAGGCUUCGGCCAUGGGAUCGUGUAGAAUUCAGCGUAUUUUCAACCACCAUCUUCAAUUUCGGGAGCUUAUUAAGUGCCGUUUUGAUCAAGGCUUUGAUACCCACCAGGACUCCCGCCUGGGCAAGAUGUUUGCUGGGUUCUGCACUGAGUGUCUAUCUUCUAUCGAGAGCAUACAAGUAUUUGCGCUACGUGGAUGACCGGUCUAUACGAAAAUCGCCAACGCCACGGAGGUAA